GUAGAUAUUGAUGUUUAUUUGAGUUCAUCUGUAAACUAAAUAUUUUACAGAUGACUUUCCAAAUGUUUAAUAGUUGAAAGGAUUAUAACAAGUUUAGCUUUUAGUUUUAGAAGUGAUCUAACUUGCCAAAAUUAUUGAACCAAUACGUACCCUUCUUUCAGACAGAAAAUAAGCUUGAUUUCACAGCAACUUCAUUUAUUUCUCAUUGAAUUUAGUUUUAGAGUAAUAUUGCUACAGAUAAACUAAAUAUCAGAAAAGAUGUCGUAUGAGAAAAAACUAAAUAUCCUCAUAUUUACAGGGAUCCUUUCAUCUUUAGGAUGACUGGUAACCAUCAGGUCGUCGUUCACUAAAUUAUACGGUUAAACAGUUUUCAGCCAACAAUCAUACUUAAGUUCUGAUCCAUAAAGAAUGCUCCAGAAUCUUCUGUGGUAUUCUAUAUAUUAUUAAAAGAUGAACUUGCGUCCGGGAAAAGAAAAAAGAAAGGAUGAGUAAUCUUCUACCAAGAGCAAGGAGUAAAUUAGCUUCCUUAUUUUUGAGACAAAUUAUCAUCCGUAAUCAAGAUAAAUGAAUAAAUUUUCGUCCUUUACUAAGAUAAAAGGAUAUAAACUCGUCCUUUAGAGUGACCUAAACUCGUCCUAUGAAAAGAAAAAAUAAAAAAAACAGCAGAACAGAAUCUCGUUCUUCCGUAAUCGAGUUUUACUACAACUUAAUUCUACAUAAAUAUGAAAUAGAUCAUGACUAAGCAUUUUUGAGUUCUCAGUCCAACUUUUUAAGUUAUAGAUUAAUUUACCCUUUGAACGAAACGUCAAGGUUUCUAGUCUUAAAUGUUUCCCCUUCUUGUACAAAUAAUUCACAAACAAGUAGCAUAAUAUACUUCUCUUUGUACUAUCAUAACAUGAUUUUUACUUCUUUCAAGUAUAUGAUUUUCUUUUGUAGCAGAUGUAAAGACUGCAACUGUUUUAGUCCAUUGUGUUGUAUUCUUAUUUGUUUUGUCUUGUCAUAUCCUAGUUGUAAUGUACUUGUAUAUUUGUGAAUUUAAACUUUUCUUUGUGUUGUGAAGUUAAUUUAUGAGAAUAAAGUUUCAAGUUACAUAUUCUAAUCCUCCUCCCACUUCACAUUAGGGGCUUCGCCUUAAACAUACAAAAUACAGAUUCUAGUUUUUUAAGUUUUGUGAUUCAUAUAUUGCUGCACACCGUACACUGUAUAGGGUUAGGGAAGUUAUACACAUGCCUUAUGUACAGUGCAGUGUACACUGUACAGGUACAUAUUAAGUAACUACUAGCUGAAUGGUUAUGUAAUGUAUUGAUAAAACACGUGUCACCUGUACUUGUAAACUUUUUAUUAUUGUUACUUUAUUAUGAGGUUCUUAUCAGCUCUUGUGUUAUUAAUCUAGAUUCUUUUAAAUUUGUGCCCUAUACUUACUCAUGUGUUUUUGUUGUUUCAUGAUCAUAUAAAAUAUCAGUUUGUUUAAUAGGUUUCAGACAAAUAAACUAAAAUGGAAGAAAACGAGGUAUAUUUAGCGGCUCAGGAAAUCUUAGAGGGUAACCUUGACUUCCUUUUUCCCAACCUUGAUGGAGAGUACGUACUAACAGAUGAGGACGAGGUUUUGAGGAAGGACAUGAUGAUAGACGAGGACAUAUUUAUGGAGGACAAUGAGGACAAGACCUUACAGAAGGACGAGCGCAAUUAUCUAAGAAGCCAAGAGAAGAAAAUUGAAGAUAGUAAGAAGUUUUUAAAGGAUCAUCAGAGCCAAGAGAAGAACAUUGAAGAAAAUGAAAAUUUUCUCAAGAAUCUUAAGAGCCAAGAGAAGAUUGAAGUAGAUGAUAUGUUUCUAAUGGAUCUUAAGAGCCAAGAGAAGAAGAUUGAAUUAGAUGAUAUGUUUCUAAUGGAUCUUAAGAGCCAAGAGAGAAAGAUUGAAGAAGUCAAGAAUUUUCCCCAGAAUCAUAAGAGCCAAGAGAAGAAGAUUGAAAUAGAUGAUACUACUCAGAAGAAUCUUAAGAGGCAAAAAAAGGCAAUUAAAGAAAAUGAGGUCAUGAAGAUCAAGUCCCUGGAUGAAGAUAUCAAGAAGAGGGUUGAGAGUAACGAGGAUGAAGAUGUCAAGAAGAGGGUUGAGGGUAACGAGGAUGAAGAUAUCAAGAAGAGGGUUGAGGGUAACGAGGAUGAAGAUAUCAAGAAGAGGGUUGAGGGUGACGAGGAUGAAGAUAUCAAGAAGAGGGUUGAGGAUAACGAGGUGAAAGAACAAGAGUCUGGAGAGCAACUGAAGUUAAACCUGAAAGUGUCCGACGUCGAUCUAGGCACUUCUGACAUGAUUUUUCAUCAGAAUGACAUGCAACAAUAUGUACAAGGAGAAAAGUUGCCUGAGCUACCUAAAGAAGUUGCGGAAAUUUUAGAAUCUUCUGAACUCGUUGAAGAUGAAACUGAGAAAGUUUCAGAAACAAUCAAAGUUUUCGAAUAUGCAAAAGAACACGAGUCUGGAGAAAACUUACAACCUGCUAAAAAUAAAGAUUGUUUGGAUGAAUUAGACGAAGAAGAUUUGAGAGUCAGGAUUUUUGAGGAUAGUUCCAUGAAGAAGAGAGAAGCGCCAACCAAUAAUAUUCACUUCAACUCUCAUGAAGAGGAGGAAGCUAAGGAGGAUCUUAUUCCUGGGAUAGAAGGAUUUAUAGUGGAUAAUGUAGAUGAAACUGAAUGUUCAGAUUCUGAAUCCAACUAUUCUCCGAUCUCACCCUUCCUGUCCCUUCCACCAUCCCAGGAUUUCAAGAGCAUGUUUGUGCAGGACGAACCUGACUUCUCUCCGGGGAACGAAUCUGAGUUUGAGGAGACUCCAACCUUGUGUCUUACACCGGAGCCAAGUCCUAACUUUAACUUCGUGAAAACUCAAGGAUUGAUGAUGAGAGCCUUGACUCCUGAUUCUUCCUCGGACUGCUCUCCGUCCUACUCAACCAGAAAAAGAAAAAGAUCUGCUGCUACUAAACAACCCUACUCGGAGCAAAGUGAACCUAAACAAACUAAACUGAGUUCUGAACAGAUCCCUGAAACUUGGAUUGAGAAUAAGAAACCCAUCUUUCAGCACAGAGAGAAAGCGACGUUUAACGAGGAUGCUGAGAAUGAAUUAAGAAUUGUUCCAGACAGAAAUACCAGCACUGGAAUCAAUGUAGGAGUAAAAAAGAAGCUCAACCCCAUAAUUCGAAACAUGUCUACUAUGUCCCCGGAGUUUGGAGUAGUCCCAACCAUCUCGGAGCUUGGUUUAGGAUUCGAAAAGGGAGAACUGCAGGAGAUGAAUGAUCGUCACAUGUAUCCGGAAGAAAGUUUUUACUCAGAUGAAGAAAAAUCUGGCUUAGUUCUGAAGCAAAGAGAUACGGAAUGCCAGGAUUUAUCCAGAGAUGACAACGAUGAGGAUGAGGAUGGGUUCGGAGAUCUAGAUGAGGAUGAAGAGAAGUUCAAGAACCAGAACAUGAUCCCUCUAACCUUUGACUGCAGUCGGGAUCUAAUGAGAAAACUGGUUCAAGAUAUUACAGCUGAUGGGAUAAAAGAAGGACAAAGUAAGUAUAAGGACAAGUUUUAUCCAACAGGGCGGAGUAAGAACAGUUACAAUCAACCAGCCAAGGUUGAGGACGAGUGUUAUCAAUUGCAGAGAAGCCACAAUCAUCUAGAGCGGAAAAAGGAAAAGUUUAAUCAGACAGGACGGAUUGAGGACAGUUUGUAUCAACCUGACCGGAGUGAGAACAAUUCUUGUCAACCAGGACGGAGUAAGCAUGAUCUACAGGACAGGAUUUCAAUGAAGACAGAUAGCAACGGAUUAAGUAAAAUUCUCCUGGAAGCUGAAAUCCUUGAAUCAGAGUUUGAGAUAAAUGCUCAACGCAGCCACCCUCCAAGACUAGAUAAAAGUAGUAAUGUUUUUAAUGAUGUAAGCCAUGCCAAUGAAGAUACUGGAAACCAUAAUCUUGGAUAUGCUGGAAACCAUAAUCUUGGAUAUGCUGGAAACCAUAAUCUUGGAUAUGCUGGAAACCAUAAUAUUAAAGACACUGGAAACCAUGGUGUUGAAGGUACAGGAAACAAUGCUGGUAACCAUGAUAUUCAAGUUGCUGGAAAUCAGAUUGUGCAAGAAGCUCCAGUAUCCUCUGCCAGUUUGGAAACCUCUGGCGUCGACUCAAAAUCUGAAGAACUCUUGGUUUUAAGUUCUGGUAGCUCCGGAGUCCAAAUCUCUGGAGAAACUUGUCUGGGUUCAACCAAAACAGCAAAAACUAAACUAGACGAAUUAGAACAGUUUAUGAAAGAAACCUUGGCCUCGGAAUCUACUAAAAUCUUUGAAAACACACCUCAUAUUGAGGGAAAGAAUUGUUUAGAAAUCCCAAAAACUCUAAACAGAGACAAAGAUGACAUGGGACGAAUUUAUCCUAUAAGAAGCCAAAUUGAGCAGAACCCAUCAGUGCAAACCCCAGAGCUUUAUCCGUCCCAGGAAUAUGUGAAAAAUCAAGAGAAGAUUGUAGAGAGGAAUUUGAUAGUAAACCCUAUGCAACUCCUCAACCGACCGCCUAGGGUUGGAUUGUCAAGGAAUCAGGGAGGAUUGAACUCUCUCCAUCUAGAGAGAAGAUAAUCUGGUAUUCCCUUUAUCUAGAGAGAGAAGCUAAUCCUGAACUCUUUUUAUCUUGAUAGAGAAGAUAAUCUUGAACUCUUUUUAUCUUGAUAGAGAAGAUAAUCUUGAACUCUUUUUAUCUUGAUAGAGAAGAUAAUCUUGAACUCUUUUUAUCUUGAUAGAGAAGAUAAUCUUGAACUCUUUUUAUCUUGAUAGAGAAGAUAAUCUUGAACUCUUUUUAUCUUGAUAGAGAAGAUAAUCUUGAAAGCUCUUCAUCUAGAGAGAAGAUAAAACUCUCUUUAUCUAGAGAGAAGAUAAUCUUAAACUCUCUUAAUUUAGAGAGAAGAUAAUCUUGAAUUCUCUUUAUCUAGAGAGAAGAUGGUCUUUUUCUUUUAUUAAAUAAAUAUGAAAUAUGAUGUAGUCGAGACCUUUUUGUUAAUAUCUAAAUCUUAGUGUUAAAACAUGAAUAAUCUUUGAAUUGUGAAUUGAUUUUAAAAAAAAGAUAACUAAUGUGUUUGUUAAUUUCUCAUUUUGUAAAAUUAAAAAUUACUUUUAUCAUAUAAUU
Eurytemora carolleeae is the source of this 5138-nucleotide messenger RNA. RefSeq lists its product as uncharacterized. The transcript has 7 exons. The record is from RefSeq and is a predicted model, not a curated record. Bases 1496 to 4594 code for a protein of 1032 amino acids. Lineage: Eukaryota; Metazoa; Arthropoda; Copepoda; Calanoida; Temoridae.